This is a messenger RNA of Rotaria sp. Silwood1, 1947 nucleotides long. The record is from the annotation of a GenBank genome assembly. NCBI's taxonomy places the organism in Eukaryota, Metazoa, Rotifera, Eurotatoria, Philodinida, Philodinidae.
AUGGAGAAUGCAUCAUUCGUAUGGAAAGAUACUCCGUCUCUAUUUUCUCUCAAUCUCAAAGUCAGCAGCGGUAAUUUGGUAGGAGUUACAGGUGCCAUCGGUGCCGGCAAGUCCACUUUACUAGCUGCGAUUCUCGGUGAGAUCAAUCUUUUCAGUGGAAAACUACAACUUUAUGUCGACUCGAUAUCGUAUGCUCCACAAUCGGCAUGGAUAUUUGCUGAUACGAUUCGAGCGAAUAUUCUUCUUGGCAAACCAAUGGAUGAAGAACGCUAUAAGAAUGUCAUAAAGGCAUGUUGUCUCGAUAUCGAUCUACAGAAUUUCGGCGACGUCGGUGAUUUGUUGAUGAUCGGUGAUAAAGGGGUCAAUCUGAGUGGCGGACAAAGAGCUCGAAUAUCGCUCGCACGAGCUCUUUACGCGGAUGCCGACUUGUAUUUACUUGACGAUCCAUUGGCUGCCGUCGAUCCAAAAGUGGCAAAGAAUAUUUUUGAUCAAUGUAUCGGUCCUCGUAGUCUCCUUCGUGGAAAGACUCGAAUAUUGGUUACACAUCAAACACAUUUUUUAGUUGAAUCCGAUCAAAUAAUCGUUAUAAGGAAUGGUCGUAUUGACGAGUUAGAAACUGAAAAACAAGCUGUUGUUGAGCAGUCGAAUGAAACAUCAGAAACGGAUGCAUCGAACGACACAGACACAGAUUGGACACCGAACAAAGCAACAACUGAUUCUAAUUCGAUUGUGAAAGAUGAAACGACACUUGAGGGUGGCAUUCAGUGGAAAGUUUGGUUCCAACUGUUUACCUCACCGCCAUUACGUUGGUUCGGCGCUUUUGUUAUGAUUAUUUUAAUGCUUGGCAGUGAAGCUUUGUAUGAUUUUACCAACAAUUGGCUUGCUCUGUGGUCUGGUAAAUCUGAACAAGAACAAAAAUCGACAUAUUAUAUUUACGUCUAUCUAGGCGUUAUUAUUGCGACAUUGACUGUGGCAUUAGUACGUGUUGCCUACAUUUUCUAUGUUAUGUUAUGCGGUGCCACCUAUUUUCACAAUCAAAUGCUCAAAAGUAUCUUGUAUACGUCGUUACGUUUCUUUGAAAGCAAUCCAAGUGGUCGAAUACUGAAUCGAGCAAGCAAAGAUCAGCUAGUGUUAGACUCAUCUAUACCGCAAGCUAUAAUUGAUAUGAUGCAAAAUCUACUAAUGACUCUCGGUUCUAUCGUCGUCAUUGGAAUGACUAAUCCGUGGGCACUUCUAAUACUCUUAGUUUUCAUUCCUGUAGUUUUAUGGCUGCGCCGCUUUUAUAUACGUUCGAGUCGUCAAAUCAAACGACUCGAAAAUAUCACGCGGAGUCCGGUCUAUGCCUUGUUCGCAUCGUCUUUGGAUGGACUCACCAGUAUUCGUGCGUUUGAUGUUCAAGACGAUUUUUUGAAUAUGUUCAUCGAACGAAUCGAUACUAAUGCACGAUCCUAUUUCAUUCUCUUUAGUACUGGUCGUUGGCUUGGUUUACGACUCGAUCAUAUGACAUCGUUGCUCACUCUGGUGACUGCUGUACUUGCCGUAGCAUUGCGUCACCAAAUCGAUCCAUCGGCAGCCGCACUUAGUAUCACCUAUUGUAUCACUUUAACGGGUCUCUUUCAAUGGGCGAUUCGACUAUCAGCCGAAGUGGAAAAUUAUAUGACCAGUGCUGAACGUAUUUAUGAAUAUGGUCAGCUUGAAUCAGAAAGUCAUCGAAAUUCGAAUGCAAGCAACGUUCUUGUUCAGCCAAGCAGUGACUGGCCUUCUCAUGGUAUUAUCGAAUUUAAAAAUUAUACUUUUCGCUAUAGACCUGAGCUUGAUCCGGUGCUAAAAAGUGUGAAUCUACGCAUCGAAUCUAAGGAAAAGAUUGGAAUCAUUGGUCGCACAGGUAUCGUUACUUUUUUUUUCAGCAAUCCAUCUGUAGAGCAUUUGACUACUGUACAAACAUGA